Molecule: messenger RNA, 5292 nt
Organism: Drosophila busckii
Lineage: Eukaryota; Metazoa; Arthropoda; Insecta; Diptera; Drosophilidae
Gene: Ino80
Product: chromatin-remodeling ATPase INO80
Exons: 14
Coding region: 254-5149 (1631 amino acids)
Biological process (GO): DNA repair; DNA-templated transcription; chromatin remodeling
Cellular component (GO): nucleus; Ino80 complex
Molecular function (GO): histone binding; ATP hydrolysis activity; ATP-dependent chromatin remodeler activity
Source: RefSeq, a predicted model, not a curated record
AUGUGCUUGUGUGUAGCUGUAGCGUGUGGGCUAAAAAACUGUGUAGAGCAGCGUACAAUUUCACUCGCGCAUUUUUACGCAACGCAUGUGAAAAUUUAGCAAUUACGUGAUAUUUUUCGAUUCGAAUUGUUUUGAAUUUCGCUUUGAAGUGUGCUGGGCAGCGCCAAGCUAACGGAAAUUUGCACCUUGCCGCCUGAAGGGCCUGAAGACAAAUCGAAAUUCUUGAAAAAAAAAUAAACCAAGGCCGAACAAUAUGGCGAGCGGCGGCGGUGGCACCGAAUUGCAGCCACGUUUAAUGGCUGAGCCACUACACAUACAAAGAUUGGAAGCGGCACUAAAUAUGCGUCCGUUUAUGCAGAUGGCGCGCCAGGCGCUUAAGCAGCCGCUUAGCAGCGGCGAGGGCAGCGCCACUGAUCUGGAGCCAGGCGGCGAGGCGAGCGCCGAUUCAGAUGAUUCUACUCGAGUUGGCAUGGUUCAGCUAAAACAGCGACGUCGAAAGCGGAUACUGGGCAGCAAGGAGGAGAGACAAAGUGUCAAAACGCAGCUUUACAAUUUUAACGAUUUGACCAGUGAUCGGGAAUGGCUUUAUGACAUGUUGCUCAGCGACACCGAGAGUGAGGAACAGCUAAGCGAUGAGGAUGAGUAUAUCAGUCAGCUGCUGCGCGAGCAUAUGCAUGAGCAACGUGAGCGCAAGAGAUACUAUAAAAAGCCAACGAAUGCCCAGUAUGCUUACUAUGGCAGUGGUCUGCUAUCCAAUCAUGAUGUCUAUGCUGAACGGCAGCAGGCUACAGCUGGUGUGCGCAAGCGGCGACGUCGUACCAAACAGGAGAUACUGCUAGCAAAACUGGCUGAGGCGCAGGCAGGUCCCAAACCAGCUAAGCAACGUCGACGUGGACGCAAGAAACGUUCGUUGGGAUCGCCAGAGUCGGGUGAGGUGCAUCCCUCUGAGUUGGGCAAAUAUAGUUUUGGCGAUACGCUGCCUGUGAACGAUGAGGACGACGAUGAAAAUGGCGUUGUGGACUACAAACGUGAGCUGGCAAAUUUCGCACUUGAUUUUCCAGAGGAAGAAGAGGAAAUUGAAGAGGAAGUGGAUGUGGUCGGAGCCAGCGAUGGCCAAGUGACGCGUGUGCGACGUCGACGCAAAAAUCCCGAAGUGCUGGCGGCGCGUCGUCGUCGCAUUUGGCAAAUCAUGUCGAAGAAAGAAACUGUGCGCCUGCAACGCAUCAAGAGCAACAAUCACAAAGAGAUGCUGGCCAAUUGCAAGCGUAUUGCUGGCAUGUGCGCCAAAGUUGUGCGACAGCGAGCGACCAACUCACAGCGCAUUAUGAAGGAGACGGUUUGGCGUGCGAAGCGUCUGACACGUGAAAUGUUAACAUAUUGGAAGCGCUAUGAGCGUGUCGAGCGAGAGCAGCGUCGCAAGCAGGAGCGGGAAGCAGAGGAGCAGCGCAAACAAGAUGUGGAACUUAUUGAGGUGAAGCGACAGCAGCGCAAGCUAAACUUCCUUAUAACACAAACCGAGCUCUAUGCACAUUUUAUGUCCAAAAAACUGGGCCAAGGUACCGAGGCCGAUCAGCUGCGCAUACUCAGUCAGCUGGAUGAGGAGCAUAAUGCGCGUCUAGCAGCGCAAGAUGACUACGAUGCGGGUGAGAUGAAGCAGCUGGCGCAGGCUAAUGCAACCGCAGCGAUGCAACGUGAUUUGGACAAAACGCGCGCCUUCGAUGUGCGCUUCAAGAAGGAGGAGUUGCAGGAGCAGCUGGAUGAGUUGCCGCUGCCAGCACGUGACCACAUGAAGGACUUGCCGCAGCCACAAAUGUUUAAGGGCACACUCAAAGCCUAUCAGAUAAAGGGUAUGACCUGGCUGGCAAACAUCUAUGAUCAAGGGAUAAGCGGCAUUUUGGCCGAUGAAAUGGGUCUGGGAAAGACGGUACAAUCUAUAGCAUUUCUAUGUCACAUUGCCGAGCACUACGGUGUUUGGGGUCCAUUUCUGAUCAUUUCACCUGCCUCUACGCUGCACAAUUGGCAACAGGAAAUGGAACGCUUUGUGCCCGAUUUCAAUGUAGUGCCCUACUGGGGUUCACCCAAUGAGCGCAAAAUAUUGCGUCAAUUCUGGGAUCAGAAGCAUCUGCAUACACGCGAGGCCAGUUUUCAUGUAGUUAUCACCUCCUAUCAGCUGGUGGUCAGCGAUUAUAAAUACUUCAAUCGCAUCAAGUGGCAAUAUAUGGUGCUCGACGAGGCGCAGGCUAUCAAGAGUGCCGCUUCACAGCGCUGGAAACUGCUGCUGGGCUUCAACUGUCGCAAUCGCUUGCUGCUCAGUGGCACGCCCAUACAGAACAGCAUGGCCGAGCUGUGGGCGCUGUUGCAUUUUAUAAUGCCUACGCUGUUUGACUCGCAUGAUGAGUUCAACGAAUGGUUCUCCAAGGACAUUGAAUCGCAUGCGGAAAACAAAACGGGCAUCGACGAACUGCAAAUCUCGCGUCUGCAUAUGAUACUCAAGCCCUUUAUGUUGCGUCGCAUUAAAAAGGAUGUGGAGAAUGAGUUAUCGGAUAAAAUUGAAAUUAUGGUCUAUUGCCCGCUCACCAUUCGACAGAAACUGCUGUAUCGCGCACUUAAGCAAAAGAUUCGCAUUGAAGAUCUGCUGCACAUUAUAAGCGGCAGCGGCACAGCUGCAGCACCUGCCGAUGGUUCAGUGGAUCGCAAUUUCACUUCAAAUCUCAUGAACUUGGUCAUGCAGUUUCGCAAAGUCUGCAAUCAUCCGGAGCUCUUUGAACGCCGCGAUGCCAAAAGUCCAUUUAGCAUGCGUUGCGCCGAGUUUGUGCUGCCGCGUCUAGUGUACGACGAUGGAUUGCUGCACAGCGCUUUGCCCAGUCGCCAGCACUUGCUCUACAAUCGCUUUAACAUAUUCAAAUCGGCGCAUAUGCAACGCGGCUUGUAUAACGAUGUGCAAUUGGAUAAUUGUUUUAGCUUUACGCGUCUAGCAGACUUAUCGCUGUCUGAUAUGGAGGAUGUUAGCUGGCGUGGUUUAAUUGCAUUUCUGCUGCACUAUCGCCGUGUUAUAGACAGGCAGCCCUUGCUCGCCUAUCGUUGUCAGUGGUGGCCACAGCAACGCGCUAGCAGUUAUCAGCUAUUGGAGCCCACACUGGAGCGUAAAUUAAUGCCACACUAUAUGCUUACAGACAGCGUGCUUAGAAAUUUCAUAUUUACGGCUAUGACUUCGAACGAGAGCAGCGUCUAUGCAUUUGGAAAUUAUCAUACAAUUAAUAUGCAGGAAACAAUUGAGCAUCGUGUCAUACGCUCCAAGGUGCUCAAGCAAACGCCGCCGCUAAUUGAAGAGCUUGCUGCCGCAUCAUGCGUCAAGCAGGAGUUGGAGUCUGUUGAAGUGCAAACCAAAGCAAAUGCCAAGAGUGAUGUAAAGCUGACAACCUUACAAUUGCUGCCAGAGUUUGUGCAUCGUCCACGCAAGCCACAACGCUACGAGUGCGAGCCAUUGCAAAUGCCACGCUUUCUCUAUGGCUUGGGCCAGCGUGUGCAGGCUGUGCAGCGGCAUUUAUACUGUGAAAGCCGUGCAGCUGCCUGGACGCAUUUGCGUCAUCUGCAGUGUGAAAAUGUCGUAGGACGCGAGCUGGUGCGCACAGGUUUGGCGCUUUGCAAGCCACGCAACGGCUGGUCUUCGAUUAUAGUGCCCGAUAAGGAGACACUGAUCACAGACGCUGGCAAACUGUUUGUGCUGGAUACGCUGCUCACACGGCUCAAGGCUGAGGGACAUCGUGUGCUCAUUUAUUCACAAAUGACUAAAAUGAUUGACUUGCUAGAAGAAUACAUGUGGCAUCGCAAGCAUCGUUAUAUGCGACUUGAUGGCUCCAGCAAGAUUUCAGCACGUCGCGAUAUGGUUGCUGAUUUUCAAUCCCGCGCUGAUAUCUUCGUUUUUCUACUUUCCACGCGAGCCGGUGGCUUGGGCAUCAAUUUAACUGCCGCCGAUACGGUUAUCUUCUAUGACUCGGAUUGGAAUCCCACUGUUGAUCAGCAGGCUAUGGAUCGAGCGCAUCGUCUGGGCCAGACCAAACAAGUGACAGUCUACAGACUUAUAUGCAAGGGCACCAUCGAGGAGCGCAUACUGGAGAGGGCGCGAGAAAAGAGCGAGAUACAACGCAUGGUCAUAAGUGGCGGCAAUUUCAAACCAGAUACGUUAAAGCCCAAGGAGGUUGUGUCACUGCUGCUGGAUGAUGAAGAAAUCGAAAUGAAAUAUCGUCAGGAAGCAAAGCUGCAGGUCAAACAGGAGUCAAGCUCACCCAUUCCAGGCAAAGUCGAACGCAAGCGACGUCAGCCCAAAAAGGAGUCCAAUAUGGGAGGCGUUACUAUACCAGCGAAUGAAGACGAUGUGCCCAGUUGCAGCUCAGCUGCCAAACGCAUUAAGCAGGAGCUGGACGAGGACUCAAUUGAUGUGGGCAUUGCCUCGUCCACAUCCAGUGCGGGCACCGACAGCAACAACCAAAUACUCAGCCAAGAGACGUAUGUGCCAGGUGCAACCAGCGUGCCGCCCCAGCAGUUGCAACUUGACAACGAUUCCGAUAACGAGGCUUUAAUUGUGGAUGGCGAUAGUCCAACGCUAAUGUCGCAGUCAGAUUCAAUGAACUACCUAACUGACUUUGGCGGCAUUUCGUCGGUGCGGCGACGUCACCACCCGCGUGGCACGAAGCGUGGUCGUCCCAGAGGCAGCACAAGGCGCGGCGGCGGCCAUGGCUCAUUGCAGCGCGUGUCAACGCCAACAUCGCCAGCAACACCAGCAACAACAACAGCAGCAGCAACUGGAACUGGAACGACAACAUCGCCGCUGCCACAACAGGAAGCAGCAGCAGCAGCAGCAGCAGCAGGCAAUGCGGAGGCAGCAGCAAGUGGCGCAGCCGCAGCACUUCAGGAUGAAGACACACCUGCCACAUUCGGCGGCAUGGGCACACCGCCAUCCUCGCUGGUCAAACGCGGACCGGGACGGCCACGCUCGAAGACCUCAACGCCUGUUAGUCGCGGCACGCGCGGCGCACCGCGUGCACGCCGACCCAUGGGUCCGCUGCUGGUGCCCCUAGGCUGCACUCCCGAUGACGCACCAGCCGCCAGCAGUCCAGCGACAAGUCGUGCUACUAGCCCAUACGAGUAACUUGCAUAAUUCCAUUGUUAAAUAGCAAAGCUGCCAGAGCCUAAUUGAAUGUGAUGUGAAGCAGACAUUAUAGUUAAUAUUUAAAGUUGUCAGUUUAAAGUGCAUGGAUCAAUUGUAAGCAAAUAAAAAACAUUUAUAUUGAA